Molecule: messenger RNA, 1416 nt
Organism: Cladophialophora psammophila CBS 110553
Lineage: Eukaryota; Fungi; Ascomycota; Eurotiomycetes; Chaetothyriales; Herpotrichiellaceae
Exons: 3
Coding region: 1-1416 (471 amino acids)
Biological process (GO): polysaccharide biosynthetic process
Cellular component (GO): membrane
Molecular function (GO): acyltransferase activity, transferring groups other than amino-acyl groups
Source: RefSeq, a predicted model, not a curated record
AUGACCGUCAUGAUGGACAGAGCGAAUCGUGCUCUCCAUCGAUUCGCCUCUUUUCGACUUCCCCCCGAUGUUAAAGAGCGUGCUAUGAAAGAUACCGGCUGGGCCGAUGGUCUCCGAGGCAUUGCAGCAGUAUUCGUGGUUUCGUCCCAUGUUGUUAUAUGUUAUGCAAGAGCUCUUGUUCCACCCUGUUGUGCCUUUUCCAGCGAUGAGCCAUAUCUUUUUCAACGACCCAUUUUUCGCCUCGUGGCCAGCGGCCAUUCAUGGGUGGCCAUCUUUUUCAUCCUAAUGGGCUUCGUCAACGCCUUGAAGCCCAUCCAACUCGCCAGAACCGAUCAAGUCGACAAGGCCCUGCAGAAACUCGCCUCGUCAUCGUUCAGCAGGAUCUUUCGGCUCGUCCUCCCGGCGACCACUGCCACCAUUAUCUCUUGGUUCCUUUGCAAUCUGGACCUGUAUUCCAUAUCGGCACAGAGUAAUGCAUACUGGUUGUAUACGAACACUCCAGAACCCAGUUCCAGUUGGCUCGAAGCACUCUUGGACCUGUUUCACGGCCUGCGAGCGACAUGGACCUACGGCGACGAAAACAUAUAUGAUCAACCGCAAUGGGCUCUUGUGUACCUCCUCCAAGGUAGUGUCAUGAUCAUCAGCGCUUUGUCGCUUGUAGUGACCAUGACGCCUACCUGGCGCACCGUCACCUUGAUUUUCCUGGCAUAUUGGUCUCUGAAUUGGAGCCGCAUGAUUGGAGAUCCCUGGGCUGGUCUCUGCUGCUUUGUGGGCAUUGCCCUUAGUGAACUCAGCCUCUCGGAUAUCCCCAAAUUUCUAGCUCCUUACUCACCUUACAUUUCGCCACCCAUCACCUUGGUCUCUCUCGUCUUCAUGUCAUACCCAGGUUCCUACGCCGAGGCAGCAUCCUGGUCCACAUGGCUUCGCGACUUCGCGACGCAGUACUUUCCUACCGAAGCCACCGCCGCCAUUGAACGGAUGUACGGCUCUCUGGGUGGGAUUCUUCUUAUUGUUGGUAUCCUCAUAUCUCCUCACGCCCGUUGGACGUUGAGCCGCCCACUUCUUCUGUGGCUCGGGAAAAUUAGCUUUGCAAUCUAUCUCAUUCACGGCAUGUUCUUAAGGACAGUCUUCGCAUGGGCGCUACACCUGGGCCAUUCGAAGCAGAUAAUGACCGAACACACUCCAAGUGGCGAAGAGUACAAUGUCGAGCGAUACCCGUUGCCAGGGUAUUUCCAACGCGCUGUUGCGACUGUCAUCAUGGGUGCUUGUGUCGGUGUGGCAAGUCACUUCUGGAACUUGAAAUUGGAGCCGCUGUUCGCAAAAAUCACUGCCAGGCUCGAAGGAAUUGUCACCGGAAAUGUCGAGCCAGAGCCUAAGUCCAAUGGGAACACCAUUCUCCCGUUGCGCAAGGACUGA